Molecule: messenger RNA, 1325 nt
Organism: Panicum hallii
Lineage: Eukaryota; Viridiplantae; Streptophyta; Magnoliopsida; Poales; Poaceae
Exons: 6
Coding region: 19-1152 (377 amino acids)
Source: RefSeq, a predicted model, not a curated record
AGCUUGUCACUUAAGUUUAUGAGUUUGGAGGAGUGUAUUACACAUACGAAGAGCUCUUGGUGGUUAAGAAAUCGAUCUUGCGCCAUGGAUGGCGACAUGAAACAUCUGAGGGUUAGGUUUUCUGGGGUGAGGCAGGAAGAUAAUGGUGGUGGCGACACUAUACCAGUUCCAUCUCAUGAAAGCACAAGUUUUGGUAGAGGACUAAUGAGUAAUGCGGACGAAUACGAUGCAGCGUAUGCAGCCACGGUGGCAGCAGUGGCGUAUGCUAUUGUUGCACGAAAGGAGGAGAGGCUAGCGUCUCAAGAGAUGCCUAUUGCAGAGAAGUUUGGAAUCGAAGGGAAGCCCAUGGCGGGGAAGGUAGGGUCUGGAAAGAAGCCUCCUUCACUUUGGGAGUCUCAGAUCACCCCGCAGUCCAAGUCACCACCCAAGAGAGGUGAAAGCUUUAAAAGGCCUAUUGAAGGCAGCAGAUCUACAAAAUGGUUCAGUGGGAAAGAGCCCAUAGACGAUGCCUACGAUGACGAACCAAGAGUUAAUGUGUCGGUGAGGAGGCCGUUAAGACCGGCACAGAAGAAGCCAGAAGCUGUAAUUUCAUCUGAUGAAAAGUUGGCGGAUAAGUUUUUGAAUGAUUCUGUCCCAAGCAAAAAGAAGGAAGCGAGUUUCGCCCGAAAAGGACCAGAAAAGAAAGGAAGCAGAAAAUUUGAGCAAGAUGAAGGGAAUCAGAUGCUGCCACCAACAGCAGCCACCACAGCCAAGCCAAUGAGCUCAUAUUCCAGUAGAGAGAGUAGAGUUGCCACCCCUGGAAUGGAUUUUUCCAGUGAAGCCGAGGCAAUGGCAGACGCUUGGGAGAAGGGGAAGUUGGCGAAAAUCAAGAAGCAGUACAAUGAGACCAUGGACACCAUUACCGAAUGGGAGGCCGAGAAGAAGGCCAAGGCCAGGCGGCAAAAGGAACUGAAAGAUGAGAGCGACUCGGAAAGGAAGCGCGCUAAGGCCCUGGAGGAGUACAAUGAGGAGAUGUCGAGGAUCAACAAGGUGGCUAUAGCAUCGAAGUUGACAGCGGAGGAGAAGAGGAGGAACGUGGAGAGAAAGGUCAGGGACAAGGCACAGACAAUACGGUCCACAGGGAAGCUUCCCCGGACAUGUGGAUGUUUCUGAAACCAUAUGCGUGAAAAAGCGUUAGCAUGGAGAUCUACAUUCCUAAGCAAAUGAAACGGCUCAAUGAAUAUUCAAACAAGAAAUCUAGAUUUGCUGACAAUGUACUUCCUCCGUUCUUCAGCUCAUAACAUGCCUGUAAUCUGUGUAUAUUAGCACGUGUUUAGUUAUGUACA